Drechmeria coniospora is the source of this 1104-nucleotide messenger RNA. RefSeq lists its product as uncharacterized. The record is from RefSeq and is a predicted model, not a curated record. Bases 1 to 1104 code for a protein of 367 amino acids. The transcript has a single exon. NCBI's taxonomy places the organism in Eukaryota, Fungi, Ascomycota, Sordariomycetes, Hypocreales, Ophiocordycipitaceae.
AUGAAGCCUAUUUCUAUCACCUACGGUACUAUCAUCGCGCUCGCCAGCAGCGGCGCGCUCGCCAGCAUCGUCGACAAGCGCGACGCUGCCAUCAUCAGCAACGUUCUGAACGAGGUCAAGGCGGCCAUUUCAGGCGUCCAGACCUCGUUGAAGUCGUUCAACGGAGACCUGACGACGCUCGAGGCGCCAAACACGAAGCUUGAGACUUGCAUGACUGACGGCACGACAUCUGUGACCAACAUGAAAGAAGGAGUGACAAUUGCCGAGGCCAUCAGCCUCCAGGGUCUUACCAGUAGCCUCGAGACUGAGGGAAAGGCACUGGUAGCGGCUAUGGUUGAGAAGAGGAGUGCGAUCGAGGCCGCUGGUGGCUGCGACGGCGUCCGCAAAUCGCUCGCGACCAUGACCGCCAAUUCAGACGCGCUUACCAAGGCAAUCGUCAGCAAGAUUCCAGAGGAGGCCCAGGCCAUUGCCCAGAAGCAAUCGUCCGGCUUGAAGACGAUCAUGGAGCAAACGGCCGCCGAAUUUACCGAGGACAAAUGCCAUAGCAAGACCCCAGCAGCUUCCGAAUCGCCCUCCGAAUCCGAGAGCACACAAGCUAUCGAUGCCGAGGAGGCCGCUGUCCCCGUCGUCCCCGUCCAGGCCGCGGCUCCGGAGUCGGCCCCCGCUACGGUCUCGGAAGAAACCAAUUCCGUUGUCAACGAGGAAGAUGCUGCCAAGGCAUCCUCGCAAGAAGAUGAUACUUACGACACGCCGGUUAAGGUAGUUGAUCCUAACCCUCCAGUGCCAGGAAGUGUUGGUGGCACGACACCGCCGCCACCAUCAGUUGGAUACGGUGGUCCUGACGGUCCGUUGGGUCCUAAGGGUCCGUUGGGUCCUGACGGUCCCUUCGGUCCUGGCGGUCCCCCUCGGCCCCGCGGUCCCCAUGGCCCCCGCGGUCGUCACGGUCCCCGUGGUCGUCGCGGUGGCAGGGGUCGUCGCGGUGGCAGGGGUCCCCGCGGUCCUCGCGGUCCUCACGGUCCUCGCGGUCCUCGCGGUCCUCGCGGUCCUCGCGGUCCCCAUGGUCCUCGCGGUCCUCGCGGUCCUCGCGGUCCCCGCUACGACUAA